CUGGACGGAACGGCCACGCCUUCUUUUACAGCGGCCUUUUGUUGACAUUCGGAGGCGACUGCCGAGUUUCCCGGCCGAAAAAUGGUGUCACGUCUAUUUUCGUGGGGAGUGAGAGGUGGCCUGGCCGGAGGCGCCGUUUACUACAGCAUCCAGGAGGGUCUCUGGAGCGAUGCGAAAACGACCAUAGCCCUUUACGAGAGGACCUGUGAAAAAACCAAGGCCCUUGUCAAGGAUGUCCCCAUCGAGAUCCCAAAAAUUGAUGUUCCAAAGCCUACUGAAAUCGGCGCUUUCUGUCGCGUCAACUGGAAUAAGGCCGUGUACGCUGCCUUUGACGGAAUUGUAGCUGCCCCUAAGAAAAUCCGCCAGUGGACUUCGAGUGGCUACGACAGUUUGGUAAAAUUGAUCAACGAACCACCAAAGCCAGUUCAAGAGUGAGCAAAUCGUUAGUGGUUGUAACUGUAUAAUAUGUUUGAAUCAACUGUUGUUAUUGCAUUUAAAAUACUGCAAUAAUAAAAGAGUUAUGAUUUAAGAUAGAAACAGA
Molecule: messenger RNA, 541 nt
Organism: Neocloeon triangulifer
Lineage: Eukaryota; Metazoa; Arthropoda; Insecta; Ephemeroptera; Baetidae
Product: MICOS complex subunit MIC13 homolog QIL1-like
Exons: 3
Coding region: 82-435 (117 amino acids)
Biological process (GO): cristae formation
Cellular component (GO): mitochondrial crista junction; MICOS complex
Source: RefSeq, a predicted model, not a curated record